Jatropha curcas is the source of this 2484-nucleotide messenger RNA. It is a transcript of the gene SEOR1, whose product is annotated as sieve element occlusion amino-terminus protein. The record is from RefSeq and is a predicted model, not a curated record. Gene Ontology annotation, biological process: phloem development. Lineage: Eukaryota; Viridiplantae; Streptophyta; Magnoliopsida; Malpighiales; Euphorbiaceae.
GCAACACAAGCUAAUAUAAAUAUAUAUUUCCUUCUUCUUUAUCUUAAAACCCUAGAAACUUGCCCUACAUCCUUAGCUAGCCAUGGCCUUCCGGUCACUUCCAACUCCAUCAGGCAGCGGCGGCCUUUCCCAACAACUGAUCAAGGGUGACCGUAGCAUGUUAGCAUUGUCCGAUGAAAAUUCGAUGCUGAAACAAAUUCAGGCAACUCAUGCUCCUGAUGGUAGAGAAUUUGAUGUUAGACCUCUUCUGAACAUCGUUGAUGACAUCCUUAGUCGUGCCACUCUUCAUGGUGAUAGUGCUUUGAUGGUUAACCAAACACAUGCUGAAGUGGACGACAAGAACCGUCAAGCCAACUUUAUUGCUAUGCUUGAAGCAUUGUCAUUUGUUAUAGACAGAAUUGCUUCUGAGAUUUCUUACAAGGCUCUAAGUGGAGCAGACGCCCACGCAACAACUCUUUCAUUGUUCAACAUGUUAUCAAGCUAUUCAUGGGAUGCUAAGGUGGUGUUAACAAUGGCAGCUUUUGCUUUGAACUAUGGAGAAUUCUGGCUUCUAGCACAGAUUUACUCCUCAAACCCACUUGCAAAAUCAAUGGCGAUCCUUAAGCAAUUGCCUGUCAUCUUAGAACACACAGGCCCUUUGAAGCCCCGCUUCGAUGCGCUUAACAAUCUUAUUAGUGUCAUGAUGGAUGUGACUAAGUGCAUAGUUGAGUUCAAAGAAUUGCCAUCCUCAUACAUUUCUUCAGAAGUGCCUGCAUUGUCUACAGCCAUUGCUCAUAUUCCUACUGCUGUUUAUUGGACCAUGAGGAGUGUUGUGGCUUGUGCAACUCAAAUUACUAAUCUUACCACCAUGGGACAUGAGUUUGCCACCACAGAAGCAUGGGAGUUAUCCACCUUGGCUCAUAAACUCCAAAACAUACUUGAGCAUCUAAGGAAGCAACUCUCUAUUUGCUACCAACACAUAGAGGAGAAGAGGAAUGUUGAGGCCUAUCAAGCGCUUUUGAAUCUUUUUGACACGAUCCACAUUGACAAUAUGAAGAUCCUCAAGGCCUUAAUAUAUGCAAAGGAUGAUAUACAGCCACUUGUUGAUGGCUCUACUAAGAGAAGGGUUAACGUUGAUGUCCUGAGGAGGAAGAAUGUGCUAUUGCUCAUUUCUGGCCUCGACAUUUCGCAUGACGAACUUUCAAUUCUUGAACAAAUUUACAAUGAAUCAAGAAUCCAUGCAACGAGACUGGAGAGCCAGUAUGAGGUGGUUUGGGUUCCUGUUGUUGAUCGUACAGUUCCAUAUACUGAUGCUAUGCAUAAGCAGUUUGAGUCCUUGCAAACUGUGAUGCCAUGGUAUACAGUUUAUCAUCCAACAUUGAUUGAAAAAGUUGUGAUUAGAUUCAUUAAGGAGGUUUGGCACUUCAGGAGAAGGCCUAUUCUUGUGGUGCUUGACCCUCAGGGAAAAGUUGUAUGCCCUAAUGCAUUACAUAUGAUGUGGAUUUGGGCAAGCAAUGCUUUCCCUUUCACUAGCUACAGAGAAGAGUCUUUGUGGAAGGAAGAGACAUGGAGGCUUGAGCUUCUUAUUGAUGGCAUUGACCCAACAAUUCUCAACUGGAUUAAAGAAGGAAAGUACAUUUUCUUGUAUGGAGGGGAUGAUGUUGAGUGGAUAAGGAAGUUCACAAACACAGCAAGAGCAGUCGCACAGGCAGCACGCAUCUCACUUGAAAUGGUAUAUGUAGGGAAGAGUUGCAAGAGAGACAAAGUCCAAAGGAUCAUAUCCACAAUUACGGUUGAAAAGCUUAGUUAUGUCUGGCAAGACCUUACAAUGAUUUGGUUUUUCUGGACUAGACUACAAAGCAUGCUAUAUUCCAAGAUUCAGCUAGGCAAGAUUGACGAACAUGACCCGAUGAUGCAAGAAAUCAAGAAACUACUUAGCUAUGACAAAGAAGGUGGCUGGGCUGUGCUAAGUAGAGGGUCUAAUAUUGUUGUCAAUGGACAUAGCACUACAGUUUUGCCUACAUUGCUAGAAUAUGAUAUAUGGAAGGAGAAUGUGUCUCUCAAGGGAUUUGAUUUGUCGUUUAAAGAGCAUCACGACAAGCUUCAUGGUAUUGCUCAUCCUUGUUGUCGUUUUGAGUUUCCGAGCACCACAGGUAGGAUCCCGGAGCGCCUGAAAUGCCCCGAGUGCAACCGUAACAUGGAGAAACAUAUCACCUUCCUUUGCUGCCAUGAGGAGGAAACUUCAGAGCUACCUUAUUAAACUAUGCUGCUUUUGCUUCAUUUUUUUAUUGCCCAUCGUUAUGGCAUUAUUAUUAAAAAAUGAUGUGUUAUGUGUGAGGCACUUGCCACCGUUCUUUCUUCUUUGAUUGCAUGUUUUUGUCUUAUAAUAAUAUGAUAGCCAUAAGUUGGCAUUUGAAGGCAUAAAUUAGAGUUUGUGAUGUAAUUUGUAAUCUCUCUUUGAUUAUCAUAUAUCGAUUAAUAUAAAUUUCAAUGUUUUUGUUUUAU